Molecule: messenger RNA, 1069 nt
Organism: Dipodomys spectabilis (banner-tailed kangaroo rat)
Lineage: Eukaryota; Metazoa; Chordata; Mammalia; Rodentia; Heteromyidae
Gene: Ebp
Product: EBP cholestenol delta-isomerase
Exons: 5
Coding region: 163-855 (230 amino acids)
Biological process (GO): cholesterol biosynthetic process
Cellular component (GO): membrane; endoplasmic reticulum
Molecular function (GO): cholestenol delta-isomerase activity; steroid Delta-isomerase activity; C-8 sterol isomerase activity
Source: RefSeq, a predicted model, not a curated record
GCGGGACUUAAACCAGGGCUGUUUUACCCAGUCAGCCAGUCCAACUGGAGUCGGAAGCCUGAGGGGAAAGAAGCAUCUACCACGCUGCUCAGGUAUUUCUGUUCCUCUUUUUUCUUCCCUGAUUGUCACUCGAAGUUACUCAGCCAGCCAGCCCAUAGAAACAUGACUACCAACAAAAGUCCCUUGCAUCCCUACUGGCCUCGGAACCUGAAGCUUGACAACUUUGUGCCUAAUGACAUUCCCACCUGGCACAUCCUAGCUGCCCUGUUCUCUGUCUCUGGAGCCCUAGUUUUGACCACAUGGCUGUUAGCCAGUCGUACUUCAGUUGUCCCACUGGGAACUUGGCGGAAACUGUCCUUGUGCUGGUUUGCAGUAUGUGCAUUCAUUCACUUGGUGAUUGAGGGGUGGUUCAGUUUCUACAACAAGACUCUUCUUACAGACCAAGCCUUCUUAUCCCAACUCUGGAAAGAGUAUUCCAAGGGAGACAGCCGUUACAUCAUUUGUGACAACUUUAUCGUCUGUAUGGAGACCAUCACAGCUAGCAUGUGGGGACCACUCAGCCUGUGGGCAGUGAUUGCCUUUCUCCGCCAACAACCAGUUCGUUAUGUUCUACAGCUCAUGGUCUCUCUGGGCCAGAUCUAUGGAGAUGUUCUGUACUUCAUGACGGAGUAUCGAGAUGAAUUCCAGCAUUCGGAGAUGGGCCACCCAGUCUAUUUCUGGUUUUAUUUUGUCUUCAUGAAUGCCUUAUGGCUGGUGAUACCUGGAAUCCUCUUGCUCGAUUCUGUGAAGCAGCUUACUCAUGCUCAGAGUAUGUUGGACUCCAGAGUCACAAAAACCAAGAGGAAGUUAAACUAACGACCAGUGGACUGAACUGGAGGACUUCAUGAAGACGCACUCUCCAUUUACCAGAAGAAUCUAAACCUGAUCUCACAUGUUGGAGGAACAAAGCGAACUGAUCUCUCAUAUUCAGGCCAAUAACCAAAAAAAUAAGGGCUAUAUUGGAGGUAUUGUCAGGAGCAAUUGGGAAAAAGACUUUUUACAACCAGUUAAUAAAAGCUCUUCAAUCUAA